CCCAGAUGAUUACCAUGAUGCAGCACAUGUGACAUGAAAUAUAGGACAGCCGAGCAGAGCUUGGAUGAGCCGCCUUGCUGAAAUCCCGAGAUGGAGUUGCUGCUGAUCUGCCUUUCCCUGUGGAUAUUGCAAUGCAAUUCGGCCAGAGCGGACUCCAUCAUACAUAUCGGUGCCAUAUUUGAGGAAAAUGCUGUGAGAGAUGACGAGAUUUUCCAACUUGCCAUCUCAGACCUGAGUCUGAAUGAUGACAUUCUGCAAAGCGAGAAAAUCACCCAUUCUGUGAAACUUAUUGAGCCUAACAACCCCUUCCAGGCUGUGCAGGAAGCAUGUGAGUUGAUGAACCAAGGGAUCCUCGCUUUGGUCACAUCCACGGGCUGCGCAGCCGCAAGUGCCCUGCAGUCUCUGACGGAUGCAAUGCACAUCCCCCAUCUCUUCAUCCAGAGGAACGGGGACGGUGCACCCCGCACUGCCUGCCAGCUCAACCCCAGCCCAGAUGGAGAGAGCUACACCCUGGCUGCUCGUCCACCUGUUCGAAUCAAUGACGUCCUGCUCACCCUUGUCUCUGAAUUGCACUGGCAGAAGUUCAUCAUCUUUUAUGAGAGUGACUACGACAUCCGUGGUUUGCAAACCUUUAUGGACCAGGCUUCUCGUCUAGGUCUGGAUGUGUCGUUGCAGAGGGUAGACCGGAAUGUCAGCCGAGUCUUUACUGACCUUUUCAACACGAUGCGGACUGAGGAGCUCAACAGAUACCGGGACACCCUACGGCGGGCUGUGUUGCUCAUGAGCCCUCGAGGUGCACAGGUGUUCAUCCACCAGGCUGUGGAAACCAACCUGGCAUCCAAGGACAGUCACUGGGUCUAUGCCAAUGAGGAGGUGAGUGAUGCAGACAUCAUGGAGCUGGUUCAUAGCUCUCUGGGGCGGAUGACCAUCAUUCGUCAGAUCUUCCCAUUGUGGAGGGACACCAACGUUCGCUGUAUGAGGAACAAUCAUCGCAUCUCCUCCCUGCUCUGUGACCCACAGGAGGGCUAUCUGCAGUCCCUGGAGGUGUCCAACCUCUACCUGUAUGACAGUGUGUUGAUGCUGGCCAACGCCUUCUACAGGAAACUGGAGGACAGGAAGUGGCACAGCAUGGCAAGCCUCAACUGCAUGAGGAAGUCCACUAAGCCAUGGAAUGGAGGAUGGUCCAUGUUGGAUACCAUCCAAAAGGGACGGAUCAGUGGCCUGACAGGACUGAUGGACUUCCGCGCUGAAGGCUCUAAUUCUCAUGUGCAAUUUGAGAUUCUUGGAACCAGCUACAGUGAGACGUUUGGGAAGGAUGUGAAACGGCUGGCAUCUUGGGACUCCACCCGCGGUUUGAAUGGUAGCCUAAAGGAGAAUCGGAUAGAGAGCGGUAUGCAGGGAGUGACGCUGAAGAUUGUAACAUUACUGGAAGAGCCUUUUGUGAUGGUGGCCGAAAACAUUCUGGGCCAACCCAAGAGAUACAAGGGUUUCUCGAUUGAUGUUUUGGAUGCCCUGGCCAAGAUCCUGGGCUUCAAGUAUGACAUCUACCAAGUCGGAGAUGGGAAGUAUGGCUCAGCACUCCCUAAUGGAUCCUGGAAUGGCAUGAUUGGAGAACUCAUUGGCAAGAAAGCUGACUUGGCCAUAUCAGCCAUCACCAUCACGCCAGAGCGCGAGAGUGUGGUGGAUUUCAGCAAACGCUACUUGGACUAUUCAGUGGGAAUCCUGAUGCGCAAGUCAGAGGAAAAGAUAAACAUUUUCUCUUUGCUGGCACCAUUUGACUUGGCAGUAUGGGCGUGUAUUGCCGCGGCCAUCCCUGUGGUGGGCAUCAUGAUAUUCCUGCUCAGACGCAUCCAGGCAGUGCGCUGCCACAACAACACAGGAGGCCAUCCACCGCCUUCUGUCUCCACCUCGCUUCAGAGCGCCAUCUGGAUUGUCUAUGGUGCUUUUGUACAACAAGGCAGUGACUCCAUCCUGGGGUCGGUAGCGCUGCGUAUCGUCAUGGGCAGCUGGUGGCUCUUCACCCUCAUUGUGUGUUCGUCCUACACAGCUAACCUGGCUGCCUACCUCACUGUGUCACGCAUGGACAAUGCUGUCCGGUCUUUCCAAGACCUGUCCAAGCAAGUGGACCUGGUGUAUGGAACAGUCAGGGACUCAGCUGUGUACGAGUAUUUCCAGGCCAAAGGCACCAAUCCUCUGGAGCAGGACAGCACAUUUGCUGAGCUCUGGAAGACCAUCAACAAAAACAACGGCUUUGAGCACUCUGUUUCCAGCCCAUCGGAGGGCAUCAAGAAGACAAAGCGAGAGUCAUAUGCCUUUCUGUGGGACAUGGCGGUGGUAGAAUAUGCUGCUCUGACAGACGACGACUGCACUCUGACUGUAGCAGGAAACGGCAUGAGCACCAGAGGCUACGGCAUGGCCCUGCAGCACGGCAGUCCUUACAGAGACCUCUUCUCUCAGAAGAUAUUGGAGCUUCAGGAAAAAGGUGACCUCGACAUCCUAAAGCAGAAAUGGUGGCCAAAGAAAGGCCGCUGUGACCUCCAGAGCCAUGCAGAUGCCCAGCCGGAGGGAAGGGCGCUGCGUCUCCACAGCUUUGCUGGCGUGUUCUGUAUCCUGGCUGCCGGGCUGCUGCUGGCCCUCCUGGUGGCUGCACUGGAGACCUGGUGGAACAGCAACCACUGCCGCAGAGAGCAGCCCAAAGAGGACAAAGAGGUGAACCUGGAACAGGUCCACCAGCGUUUGAACAGCCUCCUGGACGAAGACUUGGCCCACAAGCAGCUGCCAGGUCAGUCUAUCGAGAUCUCUGCCCUGGACAUUGGCAGCAUGCAGCCCAGCCAAUCCCUGGAGGUCUUGUCUGCAAGGGACUACCCAUCCCAUCGGGGGCCACCACCCCUCUCUGUGACCACCUUCCUCCAGGAGGGUCAUGGGGCAGGAAGGACACUGGGCGCAGUCGGUGGCAGGACCUUGCCCCUGCCACUCAGCAGUGCCACCAUGCCCUCUAUCCGCUGCAAACACAGGGCACCCAAUGGGGGGCUCUUCCGGCAGAGCCCAGUCAAGACACCCAUGCCAAUGUCCUACCAACCAGUGCCAGGAGGACCCAUCCCAGAAGCCAGCGAGCCCAGCCACGGGACAUCCAUCUGAGCACGCCGAACAUUCACAGACACUCGAGCUCCAAAAGAAGAGUGAAGAGCUGAACAGUGUGAAGA
This is a messenger RNA of Thunnus maccoyii (southern bluefin tuna), 3203 nucleotides long. It is a transcript of the gene grid1a, whose product is annotated as glutamate receptor, ionotropic, delta 1a. Gene Ontology annotation, molecular function: glutamate-gated receptor activity; transmitter-gated monoatomic ion channel activity involved in regulation of postsynaptic membrane potential. Bases 91 to 3138 code for a protein of 1015 amino acids. The transcript is spliced from 17 exons. The record is from RefSeq and is a predicted model, not a curated record. Gene Ontology annotation, cellular component: plasma membrane; postsynaptic membrane. Gene Ontology annotation, biological process: synaptic transmission, glutamatergic; monoatomic ion transport; modulation of chemical synaptic transmission. Lineage: Eukaryota; Metazoa; Chordata; Actinopteri; Scombriformes; Scombridae.